AUAUUGAUAUCUUUAUAUUUUAAAAUAAAAGCUUAAAAAAAAAAACUAAUUAAAAUGCAAGACCCUAAUGCAGAUACAGAAUGGAACGAUGCGCUACGGCGACAUGGCAUUAUACCUGAGAAAAAAGAAGUUGAAGUAACAGAAGAUCAAAUUGUUCAGUUACUAGAUGCCACCAUUAAAGAAAAGACAGGGCAAAAAGAUGCAAAGGAUUACACACUAGAAGAGUUAGGUGAAAACGAAGACGAUUUUGAUGACGAUGAGUUACUCGAGUCAAUUAGAAGACAAAGAAUUGCAGAACUAAUGGAGCGCCAAAAGAAAGAAAAGUAUGGAGAAAUUAGGGAAAUUUCUGCCGUUGACUAUGUUGAUCAGGUAAAUAAUGCUGGAGAAGGUGUGUGGGUUGUUUUGCAUCUCUAUAAAUCAGGUAUUCCACUCUGUGAAUUAAUUGAUAAGCAUAUGGUUCAAUUAGCUAAAAAAUUUCCUGCAACCAAAUUUUUACGCAGCAUUUCUACUACCUGUAUUCCAAAUUAUCCUGAUAAAAAUUUACCCACUAUAUUUAUUUACUUCGAAGGAGAUAUGAAAGGUCAAAUUGCUGGUCCUAUUUUAUUCGGAGGAAUGAAUCUUACUCAAGACGAUCUAGAAUGGAUGCUUUCUAAGUAUGGCUGUGUUAAAAGUACCUUAAAGAGUGAUCCUCGUGGUACAAAAAUAGACAAUAAAAAUGGUUUUACUAUAUUAUCUCGCUCGUCAAGACAAAAAAAUAGCGAGUCUGAAGAUGAUGAUUAGAAAAAUUUUUUUUUUAUGAUUAUCAAGCAAAUUUUGAUAGAUUAUUUUA
Messenger RNA from Hydra vulgaris (swiftwater hydra), 829 nucleotides. RefSeq names its product phosducin-like protein 3. Gene Ontology annotation, cellular component: cytoplasm. The record is from RefSeq and is a predicted model, not a curated record. Gene Ontology annotation, biological process: protein folding. Lineage: Eukaryota; Metazoa; Cnidaria; Hydrozoa; Anthoathecata; Hydridae.